AACGAAACUGACACAAAAGACAGGACCGGUCGAGUACUCGAUUGGAGUAGCAACGAGAGAGAGAGAGAGAGAGAGAGAGAGGGAGAGAGUCGUUGCAUAGUCGUUGCCAAGGAAAGAAUCCGAUAGACACAGGAGAGAGAGAGAGCGAGAGAGAAGCACAGAAGCCAAUGAUUACAAUUCAUCUGCCCGUCGAUGAAAUAUGAAAUGGAUGGCGUAAAAAACCCCACCACCACCACCACCACCACCACCGCCACCUUUCUCUUCUUCUUCGACCCACCAUUUUGCUUCCAAUCUACGCCGUCGUUUUCACUUCCGCCCUCCGCCUACUCCCAACUACCAUGAUCACCCCCCUCCUUAAACCCCUCCUCGGAUCUCACCCGCAGAUCCACCUCCACUCUCUCUCUCCUCUCUCCCCUCUCUCAUAUGGACCCUGCCACCUCUCGCCCCGCCGUCGUCAUCGACAACGGCACCGGGUAUACUAAAAUGGGAUUCGCUGGUAACGUAGAGCCGUGUUUCGUGGUCCCCACCGUCGUCGCCGUCAACGAUUCGUUCGUGAACCAACCCCGAAGCUCUUCCGCGAAGGGAAGCAACUGGCUGGCGCAGCACAGCGCUGGCGUCAUGGCCGAUCUCGAUUUCUUCAUAGGAGACGAGGGUUUGUCUAGAUCCAAAUCUAAUAGUACGUAUACGUUAACGCAUCCGAUUAGGAACGGUCAGGUAGAUAAUUGGGAUGCCAUGGAGAGGUUUUGGCAGCAGUGUAUAUUCAAUUACUUGCGUUGCGAUCCGGAGGAUCAUUAUUUUCUUUUGACUGAGAGUCCGUUGACUCCGCCGGAGAGCCGGGAGUACACGGGUGAGAUUAUGUUUGAGACUUUCAAUGUGCCGGGGCUUUACAUCGCGGUGCAGCCGGUGCUCGCGCUUGCAGCUGGGUACACGACAUCAAAGUGUGAGAUGACAGGGGUUGUAGUGGAUAUUGGAGAUGGGGCUACUCAUGUCGUCCCUGUUGCAGAUGGUUACGUUAUUGGGAGCAGCAUUAAGUCCAUUCCAAUUGCUGGAAAAGAUGUAACUCUCUUCAUCCAGCAGCUUAUGCGGGAAAGAGGAGAGCAUGUUCCACCUGAAGAUUCAUUUGAAGUAGCUCGAAAAGUGAAGGAAACAUAUUGCUACACUUGUUCUGAUAUUGUCAAGGAGUAUAAUAAGCAUGACAAAGAACCAUCUAAGUACAUCAAGCAAUAUAGAGGUAUUAAACCUAAGACAGGGGCACCAUAUUCGUGUGAUGUCGGUUACGAACGAUUUCUUGGCCCUGAGGUUUUCUUUAAUCCUGAGAUUUAUAGCAAUGAUUUUACGAUGCCCCUACCAGCUGUAAUUGACAAGUGUAUUCAGUCUGCACCAAUUGACACAAGAAGGGCUUUGUAUAAGAAUAUUGUCUUGUCUGGUGGAUCAACAAUGUUCAAAGACUUCAACCGAAGAUUACAACGGGAUCUAAAGAAGAUUGUGGAUGCUCGUGUUCUUGCAUCUGAUGCGCGGCUUGAUGGAGAAUUAAAGUCACAACCGGUGGAGGUCAAUGUUGUCAGCCAUCCCAUCCAGCGUUAUGCUGUAUGGUUUGGAGGCUCUGUCCUUGCAUCAACGCCAGAAUUUUUUGCGGCUUGUCACACCAAAGCAGAAUAUGAAGAACAUGGGGCAAGCAUUUGCCGGACGAAUCCUGUUUUCAAGGGGAUGUAUUGAUGCGAAUAACUAUGUCAGGAGAUGUUGUAUGGCCAUUUAACGAUCGUGUGCUUAAGAUGGGAAAAUGGAAUGCCUCAUCAUUUCCACCUCAACAUGCUCCAGAUAUGGCGAUCCAAUCUACAUGCAGAAAUCGUGUGUAAUUUAGAGGUUUAGCUUGCAGGAGAUGGUGUACAAUAUAUCCUUAGUUUGAUUUGUAUGAAAGUGAAGUUUUUGUAUUCUUUUUUAGGGUAGGGGAAGCAAGUAGUCGAAGACUGACCAAGUCUAAAGGAGUCUAAAGGCGUCUAUAUUGAUAACACUGAUAUAAGAAGUUUUUUUCCCCAUUCUUGUUGGGAGUUGAUAUUCCCUUAUAGGACAUUCUCAAUUAGGUUGAUUGAUUCAUUUGGAUUGGAUUGAGGAGGAGUUGGCAUAAUAAGUAGAAGUUCCAUUCAUUUGUAAUCAAUCCAGAUUUUUCAUUCAUGCAUUUACGAUGCUAAUCUUUA
Messenger RNA from Rhododendron vialii, 2195 nucleotides. RefSeq names its product actin-related protein 3. Gene Ontology annotation, molecular function: actin filament binding. NCBI's taxonomy places the organism in Eukaryota, Viridiplantae, Streptophyta, Magnoliopsida, Ericales, Ericaceae. Bases 424 to 1716 code for a protein of 430 amino acids. The record is from RefSeq and is a predicted model, not a curated record. The transcript is spliced from 9 exons. Gene Ontology annotation, biological process: Arp2/3 complex-mediated actin nucleation. Gene Ontology annotation, cellular component: actin cortical patch; Arp2/3 protein complex.